Molecule: messenger RNA, 1899 nt
Organism: Drosophila hydei
Lineage: Eukaryota; Metazoa; Arthropoda; Insecta; Diptera; Drosophilidae
Product: Golgi resident protein GCP60
Exons: 4
Coding region: 143-1627 (494 amino acids)
Cellular component (GO): Golgi membrane
Molecular function (GO): fatty-acyl-CoA binding
Source: RefSeq, a predicted model, not a curated record
UAAUACACUUCUCCACAUACGCACACACACACGCACACAGUCAAAUUUUAUUAUUUAUUUUUGUUUUCUGCUGUGCUAAAACUUUUGAAGCGCCAAAGAUUAUUUCUAGAAGGACUUUACACACACAUUUAAUAAACUUAUAAUGGAUAAAAGCAGAGCUACCAGUACAAGUACUUUGGAGAAAUGGGGAUUUCCAUUGCUGGAGCUUUAUCGUCUCGCCUUCACCUUUUAUAAACAAAACUCGGGCAAGGCCAUUCAUCUGUCCUACGAGGACAAUCUCAAGUUAAUCGCCUUCAAGCAACAGGCCGCCUUGGGCCCUUUCAAUACGAAUCAUGCGCCGGCACUUGGAGUUCUGGACGUGAUUGGGCGCGACAGACAGCAGCACUGGCAGCUGUUGGGUGAUAUCACACGGGAGCAGGCAAUGGAGGGCUUCAUCGAUCUGCUGGACACAAUGUGCAGUGCCUUUCGUCCCUAUAUCGAGGCGGUGCGUCAGAAUCGCGAUGCCAAUCUGAAAGCUGACCUGCGGCGCAUGGAGCUAGAGAAGGAGGCGCGCGAGAAGCGCGAACGCGAGCAGCAGGAGCUGCUCGAGGAGGGUUACAAAGAGGAAUUGCAACGGCGUCAGCUACAGGACGCACUCAACAAGCAAACGUAUCAGCAAUUUAAGCUGUAUGCGGAGAAGCAGUUUCCUGGCAAUCCCGAGCAGCAGGCUGUGCUCAUCCAUCAGCUGCAACAGGAGCACUAUCAUCAAUAUAUGCAGCAAUUGCAUUUGCAGAAUCAAACGCAAUCGAAUCUGAAUCAACAGGAGCAGCAGACGAAAGAAGUGGAUAAAGACAAGGACAUGGACAAGGAUACUAUUGUGCACAAGCAGCAGCAGCAGCAGCAGGAGCACAACAACAGCAACAUGAACAACAAUAACAAUAACAGCAGCAGCGGUGGUAGCAGCAUCAGCAACAAUAGUCCUGGCCAUCCGAAUCUCGUCCAGGCCAUGGAUACACUGCAUCUAAAAGCGUUUGACUGCCAACAGCAGGAGCAGCAAGAACAGCUGCCGGAGCAGCUAGUGGGCAACGAUGAAUACGAGGAUUAUGUGAUGAUACGUCCUGCCAAAAUUUGGACUCGGCCCGAUAUCGAACAGUUCAAGACUGAAGUUUCUGCCGGUGAUGGGGACGGCGUUAUUACUAUUGGACACGGCGAUACGGUAACGGUGCGAGUGCCCACAAAUAUGAAUGGCAAAUGCAUCUUCUGGGAGUUUGCCACGGACAAUUACGAUAUUGGUUUCGGCAUAUACUUUGAGUGGGCAAAGCCCGUUACCAAUGAGGUGACGGUGCAUGUGAGCGACAGCGAUGACUAUAAGGAUUGUGAAGAUGACGACUAUCUAUCGAUCAACGAUGAUUUGGAGUCCGGUUCCCUGUCGCAGGAUCUAAAUUCUCUGGCCGCCCAAACUGCGGCGGCCGCUGCGCAGCCGCCCAUUUCCAUUAUUGUGCCAAUAUAUAGGCGCGAGUGCUACAACGAGGUCUAUGUGGGCUCGCAUUCGUAUCCCGGCGAAGGGGUCUACCUGCUGAAAUUUGACAAUAGCUACAGCAUUUGGCGUUCCAAAACGCUUUAUUAUCGCGUCUACUACGAGCGAUAGGGCCAAAAAGAGUCCAGUAUUCGCAUGCUGGAACACUUACCAAGUGCAUAUACAUACACAUAUAUAUGUGGGGGUGUGUAGUCCAAAAAAUAUUAAAAUAGAAAUUUAUCUAAGAUCAUAAUAACAGUUAGGGGGGUGUGUGUGGUGUGGUGUUGUGUUGUGUAUUGGGGUGUGUAUGCAAAAUGUGCAUAUGCAACUAUUUAGAAACUGCACUUUUCCACUUGCAAGCUGAUUAAAUCAAUAUUAUUUAUUAUAUAGUUUCGAAAAUACAA